AUGCAUGCCUCGAGCACACCCCAAAGCAGCCGCUCGAACCUCCGCCCCGUCAGCUCCAACGACAAUGCCGGCCCGCACAAGCUCACGCCCCAGGAGGCAGCCUUGCGAGGCGCCUCCCUCGCCUUCUCCAAGCAGCAGCAGCAGGCGCGGCGGCAGAGCCUGACGCCCAGCUCCAACAACCCGGCUGUCUUCUCGCCGCAGGACGGUGGCGCGCUCGUGGCAGCCACGUCGGCCUCGAGGGCACGGUCCCCGACGGGCAGCACCACUGGCAACAGCAGCGUCGUGCUGGAUGGUGAUGCCGGGCAGGCCACCGAGCAGGAGAGGGAGCGCCUGGCCCUGUUCCUGAGCUCGCCCGGCUCCGAGCAGUCAAGGGGCCCGUACCUGCUGCCCCCCGGCGGCAGGGCGGCGGGCACGGCGACAGACCCCAAGUCCACGAGCUUCAUAGCUGCCACGCUCGCGGCGAGCAGGAGCGUUAGCCCUGGCUCCGGCCCGGCCGUGCAGGGCGGCAGUGAUGAAAGAACCGCCCCCGGGGAGGCCACGCCUCGGCGAGCCGGCGCCUAUCCGGAGGAAGCCCACUGCCAGGACGGACAGCCCGGCGGCGACCAGGAUGUAGACCCCGUCAAGGACAGUCCAAGCAGACCCCUUGUCAACAGGUCCAAAGGGUGGCCCCUCCCGGAUACGAAGCUCGACUACGAUAACGAAUACAAUAAAGACUCAGGCGUGGAGAGUAUUAAACCGAGACGGAAGCCUGUGCCCAAGACGAAGCCCAAGCCUAGUCCUAAGCCUAAGCCCAAAAUUAAGACAACUCCCAGGGACGGGACUCCACCUCCGCCAGUUGUCAGGAGAGCCAACACCGAGAUAGUAUCGCCGAAACCUAGGAGGCCUGAUACAAGACCCAAGCUGGAGUUUGAGGCCCCAACGCCUUCGACUGAGGAGACGGAGAAACCUAACACCACAAGCCCAGAAGAGAGGAAACGCAAACCAGAGCCGCCGAAACCGAAGAAGUUGGAGAAAAGUGAAGCCACUGAUCAACGUACGGCCGACCCUUCAGAGCCCAAAGACAGUGUGGUCUCCGAAUCAAGGCCUCCAACCUUACCAGCCCGGUCUUCCUUUCCACCUGUGGCAGCCAAGCCACCUGCGCCGAAGAAGAGGCAGACCAUACAGAGACUUUCCCUCGUGCCGAGCUCUGAUGGCCAGGACUCGUCCACGUCCACCUCACCUAACGACAAGGCCGACGGCAGGCCUUUGACCGGCGAUUCCAUGUCAUCCAACGAUACCUUCGUGUCAGCAUCCUCGACACCUACCCGGGCGGAAUCACCGCCCGUCUUCGAUCCUGCGUCUCGUACACUGACGCCAAAAGCCCUACCACCGCGUUCGGCUUCAGCCCGACCGGUCACCCCUGCUUUCUCAGCGCGCACACCGCCACCAGUGCCGCCUUCCCGCCGCAAGGGAGGCGCGAGGAAAGCAGCCAGCCGGGCCGCGUCCCCCCACCACAUGAAGAAGACUCUGCGUGACCACCGGCCCAAGUCAGACGACGAAGACGCCCGGAGGCCUCACCACAAGAAGGGCCUCAUCAACAGCAAGAAGCACACCCACCACGAGGGGUCGCGCCGCAGGUGGCGCGAGGAGAUCACGGAGCGCGAGAGGAAGCGCUACGAGGCCGUGUGGGCGAGCAACCGCGGGCUGUUCCUCGUGCCGGCGAGCUCGGAUCCGGAACACAACCACAGGGCCGGCGGCGGCGGCGCCACCGCGGUGCGCGACCGGAGCCACGAGGAGCUCUCUGAGCAUGUGGCCAGCGUGGUGGUGCGCGACAUCUGGUCCCGCAGCAGGCUGCCCGAGCCGGAGCUCGCCGAGGUGUGGGACCUGGUGUACGGGCUCGGGCAGGAGGGCGGCCCGCGGGUGCGGGCGGCGCUGGGCAAGAGCGAGUUCGUCGUCGGCACAUGGCUCAUCGACCAGCGCCUCCGGGGCCGCAAGAUCCCGCCGCGCGUGAGCGACAGCGUGUGGAGCAGCGCCAAGGGACUGUGGUCGGCUGCUCGCAACCCUAAUCAUCAUCAUCACAGGAAGGGUAAGGGCAAGGGGGUAUAA
Diaporthe citri is the source of this 2085-nucleotide messenger RNA. RefSeq lists its product as uncharacterized. NCBI's taxonomy places the organism in Eukaryota, Fungi, Ascomycota, Sordariomycetes, Diaporthales, Diaporthaceae. Gene Ontology annotation, molecular function: protein binding. The record is from RefSeq and is a predicted model, not a curated record. Bases 1 to 2085 code for a protein of 694 amino acids. The transcript is spliced from 4 exons.